CCGAGAAUCGCAUAGAAAUUUCGUCCUUUUUUAUCUUCUUCAACUAAAACCGGGAGAGCUCAUCAAUGGCUGCGAGACCCAUUUUCCUCUGUCUACUUCUUCUUCAGGCGUUUGCUUUCUUGGUGCCCAUCAAUGCUGCCGCAGCUCCUCCACGACCGCCGCCUCGGAACCCACGCCACCGUCGUCAAGAGCCAAGUUACUUGAAGUUUGUUUCCAAUGGCACUGAUUUUCCACCGGUAGACUACUAUGACUACAUUAUCGUGGGAGGUGGGACUGCUGGGUGCCCUUUGGCUGCAACACUGUCAUCCAGGUUUCGGGUCCUGCUGCUAGAGAGAGGUGGCAUCGCUUAUGGCAACCGAAACUUGAUGACCCAGGAAGGUUUCUUGGCAGCACUCAUGGAUGUCAACACCGUCGACUCUCCAACAGAAUCUUUCAUAUCUGAAGAUGGUGUUCCAAAUGUCCGAGGUCGCAUUCUUGGUGGCAGCAGUGGCAUAAAUGCUGGUUUCUAUAGCCGUGCAGAUCAGGAGUUCUACAAAAGAUCUGCGUUCCAUUGGGAUCUUAAAGUGGUGAAUGAGUCCUAUGAGUGGGUUGAAAAAGCAAUUGUCUUCAGGCCCGAGCUUAAGAGCUGGCAGUCAGCAUUUCGAGAGGGCUUGUUGCAAGCUGGUGUUGAUCCUUAUAAUGGGUAUAAUUUUGAUCAUAUACUGGGGACCAAGACUGGUGGUUCAACAUUUGAUAACUUGGGAAGGAGACACAGUGCUGCUGACCUUCUUAAGUAUGCAAAGCCACUAAAUAUUCGAGUUGCAGUGCAUGCCACUGUGGAAAGAGUUCUGUUGGCUUCAUCUACAUCAUCUCCAGUGUCAAGGCAAUCUGCGGUUGGAGUCGUUUUUCGUGACAGAAGUGGGAGGUAUCACCAUGCUAUGCUACGAAAGCAUGGAGAGGUGUUUCUCUCAGCAGGGGCAAUUGGAACUCCGCAGCUACUUCUACUGAGCGGUAUUGGCCCUAGGCCUUAUCUUGCAUCAUGGGGGAUCCCAGUGGCUCAUCAUCUUCCUUAUGUCGGGCAGUAUAUGUUUGAUAAUCCCAGAAAUGGUAUCUCUAUAGUGCCACCAAUUCCACUGGAGCACUCACUCAUUCAAGUGGUUGGCAUUACUGAAUCAGGUGCUUACAUUGAAUCAGCCUCCACUGUUAUCCAAUUUGCUGCUCCACUCCGCUCUGCUUUCCUUAGGACACCAUCUGCGCCUCUAUAUCUUACUGUGGCCACUCUUAUGGAGAAGAUUGUCGGGCCUGUCUCUGCUGGUUCUUUAAGGCUGGCUUCAACUGAUGUCAAGGAGAAUCCUCUUGUUCGAUUCAAUUACUUCAACAGCCCAGUGGAUGUGCAAAGGUGUGUGAAUGGGACACGAAAACUUGGUGAAAUUCUCAGGACCAGCUCUAUGGAUGCUUUCAAGUUCCAGGGAUGGUUUGGGAAUAAGGACUUCAGGUUUAUAGGGCCUGCCUUGCCACUUGAUCAGUUUGACUUUGAGGAGAUGGCAGAUUUCUGCCGUCGCACAGUAAGCACCAUAUGGCACUACCAUGGGGGCUGCGUUUCUGGGAAGGUGGUUGAUGGUGAUUUCCGGGUCAUUGGUAUAGAUGCACUCCGUGUUGUUGAUGGGUCUACUUUUGGUAUAUCACCAGGGACCAAUCCUCAGGCUACCCUGCUGAUGCUUGGAAGAUACGUUGGGCAGAAGAUAAUGAAUGACAGAAAGGGAGGAUAUAAAUUGGUUGAUUGAUCAUCGGUUCAUCUGAAAUAGAACUCUGGCUACUCAAUGGGGCUUUAGGGAUAGUAUGUAUCUCUGUAUUCUCUUGUAGAUCUCUCCCUACAGAUAUGUUGAUUCAUUCAUUCACAUUACAGGAAUAGGGAUAAGCACAUAGAUGUACCAACUCUGAACUUGGAAUUGAAUAUAACUGAAAAAGGAAAACUGUGCA
This is a messenger RNA of Argentina anserina (silverweed cinquefoil), 1959 nucleotides long. RefSeq names its product (R)-mandelonitrile lyase-like. The record is from RefSeq and is a predicted model, not a curated record. NCBI's taxonomy places the organism in Eukaryota, Viridiplantae, Streptophyta, Magnoliopsida, Rosales, Rosaceae. The coding region runs from base 66 to 1763 and encodes 565 amino acids. Gene Ontology annotation, molecular function: flavin adenine dinucleotide binding; oxidoreductase activity, acting on CH-OH group of donors. The transcript has 3 exons.